Molecule: messenger RNA, 1230 nt
Organism: Balaenoptera ricei (Rice's whale)
Lineage: Eukaryota; Metazoa; Chordata; Mammalia; Artiodactyla; Balaenopteridae
Gene: PRR27
Product: proline rich 27
Exons: 14
Coding region: 1-1230 (409 amino acids)
Cellular component (GO): extracellular region
Molecular function (GO): zymogen binding; protein homodimerization activity
Source: RefSeq, a predicted model, not a curated record
AUGAAGUUCUUCCUUUUUACCUGCCUUUUGGCUGUUGCUCUUGCAAAGCAUGAGAUGGAACAUGUCUCCUCCAGUGAGGAAUCUAUCAGCAUGUCCCAGGAAAAACAUAAGCAGGGAAAGAAUGUGGUCCUUCAUCCCAGCAAGGAGAACAUUUGUUCCACAUUCUGUGAGGUAUAUAUUGAUUUCACAUCGGUAGAAACCGCUGAAGUUCCCAGGGAGAAAGUUAAGGUUACUGUGGAAGAUAAGCAACACCUGAAACAACUGAGCAAAAUCAGUCAGUUUUAUCAGAAGUUCCCUCAAUAUAUCCAGGCUCUAUAUCAAGGUCCAACUGUUAUGGACCCAUGGGGUCAAGUUAAGAGAAGUGCCGUGCCCUUUAUUCCCACUGCGAGCAGACAGCAUCUCUCUACCAGUGAGGAAAAUCCAAAGAAGACUGUUGAUAUGGGAUCAACGGAAGUACUCACUAAGAAAACUACAUUGACUGAAGAAGAAAAGAAUCACCUAAAAUUUCUGAACAAAAUCAACCAAUAUUAUCAGAAAUUAACCUGGCCCCAGUAUCUCAAGACUAUUUCUCAGUAUCAGAAAACUAUGAAGCCGUGGAAUCACGUUAAGACAAAUGUUAUCCCCUAUCUGGAUUACAGCGGCAAUCCUGGCGGUCGUUACCCAGUUAACCCAGCUCUGAAUAUUCCUUAUCCCAUGCCAGACAGUGAUUUCGCUUUUCCUGUCUAUCCUACAAGGAAUAAGUUCCCCAGUUACCCUGGGAAUCCUGACCGUGAUGCCGGGGUACCCUCAUAUCCCUGGGUUCUCACUGCUCCUGGAGCUCCCCUCUACCACAUUCCUAGUUUUCCCAUACCUUCUUGGUUGUCCCGUCAUCCUCUCCUUCCUUGGGCUUUCCGCCUUGUUCCUCCCUCAAAAAGACCUAUGGGACCUUAUUUCCCACCUGAUACAGCUGCACCUACUGCAGCCGAUCCACAUGUACCUAAGCCUCUUGCCCCACUUACUACAAACCCACCUACUAUCCCAGAGAUUGAGCCACCUGCUGUGACAGAGCCUGAUGAAGCAGAGCCUGCAGCAGCUGCCCCAGGACCUCAGCCCUCUACUUCUCUUGACCAGGUGGGUUGCUUCAGUCUUACUCCUGUGAUCGUGAGAGGUGUAGGAGCAGGAAAGAAACACAGUCUCUCCACAAGCAAACAUAUACUGUAUCAGCUGAAAUAUUCUGAACAGCUUUAUUGA